UGAAGUAUAGCACCAUCACCUUAUUAGGUCACAGCAGAGUGAGUGUCCAAUGUCGCUCUGACCAACUCCCUUGAUGAUGCAGUGUGUGUUUGGAGAAUUCAUCUUUGAUUUGACUGAACAGUUGAAAUUUCAACUGAGAAAGAUAAAUGGUAUAACAUUAAACUCAAGGUGAUUGAGUUGCAGUAGGGAGUCGGAAGCAAGCCAAGGGAACAUCUUUCUCUACAGGGGACUUGGCGAUUCCAAACCCCCCCAAAGUUCCAAGAAGAAAAAGAAGACACCUGGAAUCUGUACUUGCUUUGUGCUGUUGAGCUGUGCUUGUUACAUGGACCUUGUUGCUUUGACCAGCAACUUUAGAACUAAAUUGCCCACCUGUACUGUGAACCCCACUUGACCUCUUAAUCCUUUGUGGCCAUCACAUAAUUGUUAAGAAAAUGAUGGCAGCUUUUAUUCCAUUAAAUAGUUAGAGGAGGUUUAGUUUACUGAUGGAAGUAAGAAAAUGCAUGCACAAAUUCUUUUUCAGUAUUCUUAGCAGGAUUUCAGUGAUACUGUAGAUGAUGAUUCUGUAAUAUUCAGUGUACAGCUUCUGUCCAUUGUAUGGAUAACUUAAAAGAAUUUUUCAAGGAUUGGUACCAAAGAAUGCUGGGGGAAAAUGUUUAGAAAGUGAAUUUAGAAGAAUCAUACACCAUCUAUUAUGAUGCUGCUAUGGCAAAUUCAUGGCCCUAUGUUUCAGUGGCUGUACAGAUCAUACCUUCUUAUGAAAUCCACAAAGGAUUAACAGGCCACUCUGAAUGUAAUGGUAAGGCAAGAGAAUGUUGGUUAUUUGUUAGGGCAGUUAUUGAACAACUUUUAAGCAAAGUUUUGUUUUUUUUAAAAAAACAAAAAACUAAUAAAAUGAGUGUAAUAUGCUCUUGCCUAUGGUAGAAGAUUAAAGCAAAAUAAAGAAUAACUUGUCUGGGUUUGGUUUUUCAAAUAACCUGUAUUUCUUCCUGUCAUAUCUCUUUACAGAAUCCUGAUUCCAAAAUGAUGCAAAUCAACUUGACUGGAUUUUUGAAUGGAAAAAACGCAAGAGAAUUCAUGGGAGAACUAUGGCCACUGCUGUUAAGUGCUCAAGAAAACAUUGCUGGUAUUCCAUCUGCUUUUUUGGAGCUGAAGAAAGAAGAAAUAAAACAAAGACAGAUUGAACAGGAAAAAUUAGCUUCAAUGAAGAAACAAGAUGAAGACAAGGAUAAACGAGACAAAGAAGAUAAAGAGAACAGAGAAAAGCGGGAUCGCUCUCGGAGCCCCAGAAGACGCAAAUCAAGAUCUCCUUCCCCUAGAAGACGCUCAUCUCCUGUUAGGAAAGAGAGGAAACAUAGCCAUUCUCGAUCACCCCACCACACAGCCAAAAGUCGCAGUGUUACACCUCCACCAGUAAAAAAAGAAGAGACACCAGAACCAGAACCUUCCAUGAAAGUGAAAGAAACAUUGAUCCAGGAGGCCACAUCUACCAGCGAUAUCUUGAAAGUCCCUAAAAUUGAGCCCAUGCCAGAUACCAAGGAAAUAUCUCCAGAAAGAGUUUCCAAAAAGGAAAGGGAAAAAGAAAAGGAAAAGGUUCGUCCAAGAUCUCCAUCUCGAUCUAGGUCAAGAUCAAAGUCUCGAUCACGUUCCCCAUCUCAUUCAAGACCAAGAAGACGUCAUAGAUCACGAUCUAGAUCUUAUUCACCAAGGAGGCGGCCUAGUCCAAGAAGGCGCCCAUCUCCUCGGAGAAGAACCCCACCGAGACGUAUUCCACCUCCACCCAGGCAUAGAAGAAGCAGAUCUCCUGUGAGGCGGAGGAGGAGAUCAUCAGCAUCAAUAUCAGGAAGUAGUUCAUCCUCAUCGUCUUCACGUUCUCGAUCACCGCCAAAGAAACUGCCUAAGAGAGUUGUCUCUAGCCCUCCUCGGAAAACAAGAAGGCUUUCUCCUUCUGCAAGCCCCCCAAGGCGAAGACACCGACCAUCCCCACCUCCAAGUCCUCCCCCCAAACCCCGCAGGUCACCAACACCACAGCAGUCUAAUCGUACAAGGAAAGCCCGUAGUUCUGUUUCUCCCAAUAGGACUUCAGCACCUAAACAUAAAAGUAUUGAAAAGAGAGAAUCUCCUUCACCUGCACCAAAAACAAGAAAAGUUGAAUUGUCAGAAUCAGAAGAAGACAAAGGUGGUAAAAUGGCAGCUGCAGACUCUGUGCAGCAAAGACGACAGUACAGAAGGCAGAACCAGCAGUCUUCAUCAGAUUCUGGUUCAUCAUCAUCUUCUGAAGAGGAACGACCGAAAAAGUCAAAUGUGAAAAAUGGUGAAGUGGGUAGACGACGACGCCACUCACAUUCUCGCAGCCCGUCUCCUUCUCCACGAAAGUGGCAGAAAGAAUCUUCUCCUCGUAGGAGGAGGCGAAGUCCCUCCCCGCCAGCAGCCAGAAGACGACGGUCUCCUUCUCCUGCCCCCCCUCCAAGACGUCGCAGGUCACCAUCACCCCCACGACGGAGGUCUCCUUCACCACCCCCUCGCCGGCAUUCGCCCACGCCCAGAAGAUACUCUCCUCCCAUACAGAGGAGGUAUUCUCCUUCCCCUCCUCCAAAGAGGCGAACGGCAUCUCCUCCUCCCAAAAGAAGGGCUUCUCCUUCUCCGCAGCCGAAGCUCAGAGUCUCUCGCUCUCCGCCACCAAAACAAAGAAGCUCUCCACCUGCAAAAAGACGUUCGCCAUCUGCAUCUUCCAAGCACAGGAAAAGUUCCCCUCCAAGCAGGUCCAACCGGGAACCCCGCUCUCCACUGCAGAACAAGCGGCAUUCACCUUCCCCACAGCCUAGACCUUCACGGACCUCUGCCAGCCCCCCAUUGUUGCGUAGGGGUCCUUCUUCAUCACCUCAGCGAAGGCAGUCGCCAUCUCCAACCUCUAGGCCCAUCAGAAGAGUCUCAAGGACUCCGGAGCCCAAGAAGUCAAAGAAGGCUUCUCCACCAAGUCCCCAUUCUGCAAGAAGGGGUUCUUCAUCUAGGUCAGCUUCAGCAUCCCCUGAACCGCCCCCCAAGAAGCAUCCAGCACCUCCCUCUCCUGCUCGGUCAGCAUCUCCUGCUCACUGGUCACCAGUAGCACCUGCAAAGAAGGCUAAAAGUCCAACUCCAAGCCCAUCACCAGUACGAAAUUCUGAUCAGGAAGGAGGUGGUAAGAAGAAGAAGAAAAAGAAGGACAAGAAGCAUAAAAAGGAUAAGAAGCACAAGAAACACAAAAAGCAUAAGAAAGAAAAGGCUGCUGUAGCUGCUGCAAUGGCUGCUUUGACAGCAUCUGCAGAGGAAGAUCAAGAAAAAAAUGUAGAACCCAAAAAGGAGACUGAGAGUGAAGCAGAAGAUAACCUGGAUGACUUGGAAAAACACCUGCGUGAGAAAGCUCUGAGGUCGAUGAGGAAGGCGCAGGCAUCUCCACCAUCUUAGGAUGAAGCAGCAUUUGAUUUCAUGUAAAUUUUAUUUGGUUUAUACUCAAGAUUUCAAUUUCAAAUUGCUAAAAUGUGUUUGAGCUUUAGACUUUAACAUUGGUUGUAAUAAUUGCUAGGUUAAAGUUCACCGUGUUUAUUAAAAAAAAGGGCAUGGAUCUUCAUUACAAAACAAAAAAACAUUUACAGUGUACUAGUGACCUUCUUUGACAGUUGACAUGAUUUUGUUAGAAUUUUCUUAAGCAGCAAGGAUCUUUUCCCCGCCCUAUCCCUGUUCCUGUUCAAUGGUUUAAAAGGGGGCCUGGCAAAACUUGACAGUUUCUCUAAAACGGGUGGGCAACUAUGGCCCCUUCACGACCUGUGCACUUUAAAGCCCAGAAUUCCUGAGCCAGCUAAAGUCCACAGGGCGCAAAGGGCCAUGGUUGCCCAUGCCUGCUCUAAAAGGUCAUAGUACAAAUGCUUACAACAUUUCUAUUGUAAAUUCUUGCUCCAGAUCUUUUGUGGUUUGUAGGCAUGAGAAAGUCACUCUUGGCAAAGAAUUAUGUGGGAACACUUGCCAAACACCCAAGUUUCUCAGUGUUUCCUAAUAAUUUAUGUUUAAAAUUGGCACAACAUAUCUACUUUAUAAACUUGCUUGGCAGAAGGCAGGGGGUUCAUUAUAAUACGGUAAACUAAUUUGGAACACUGGAUUUUUAAUUUGUAUCUUUUUUUUUCUCUUAUCCCCCUUCACCUUCUUUAAAAAAAUACAGUUCCUGUGAUCAAAAGUCUCGGCCAAAUUUGGCAUAAAAUUUUGUUUUGUGGAAUGUUGUUGCCCCAUUCAUAGUUUUCUUUCGUCUUGUUGAAGUCCUUUGGAAUAGUAUGUAAGUUUCAGAGUUGUGGUUUCUGAAAACCUGAAGGACCUGAGCUUUGGAUAUUGUCAUGUUCACAUUGGGGGUUUUAUUUUGUUUCUGUUUUUUUAAACUAAAGCUAUUACAAAGCUUGUGUAUUAAACAAAAUAAAUUUCUAAAUUUAAAGGA
This is a messenger RNA of Ahaetulla prasina, 4456 nucleotides long. It is a transcript of the gene SRRM1, whose product is annotated as serine and arginine repetitive matrix 1. The record is from RefSeq and is a predicted model, not a curated record. The transcript has 16 exons. NCBI's taxonomy places the organism in Eukaryota, Metazoa, Chordata, Lepidosauria, Squamata, Colubridae. Gene Ontology annotation, molecular function: RNA binding. Bases 1021 to 3441 code for a protein of 806 amino acids. Gene Ontology annotation, cellular component: spliceosomal complex. Gene Ontology annotation, biological process: regulation of mRNA splicing, via spliceosome; mRNA processing.